AUGACGUCACGAGCACUGACAGCGUGGGGCGCUGGCGGCCGUGUCUGCGGCUAUGGUGGUGAGGAGCCCGGUCAGAGUCUGAGAGCCAAAGUUAAGGUGCAGCAUGUCUAGACUUGGCGCCUUGGGCGGCACCCGCACGGGUCUGGGGCUGUUGCUGGGCACGGCCGCGGGCCUCGGAGUCCUGUGCACCCUCUACAUCCAGCGGUGGAAACGCACGCAGCGCCGGAGCCUGUCCAGCUCCCGGGACUACAGGCGGCCUUCAGAGCCCGCACGCCAAGUGAUGCCGUUGCGGGCAGCCGCAGGUGAGGCUGGAGAUGCUGCGGUGCUGCCCAGCCUUCCACGAGAAGGGCAAGAGGAGGUGCUGGACCGCCUGGACUAUGUGCUGACCAGUCUCGUGGCACUGCAGCGGGAGGUGGAGGAGCUGAGGAGCCGGCUGCAGGGGCUUGCUGGAGAGAUUGUUGGGGAGGUCCGAUCCCACCUGGAGGAGCACCAGCGAGUGGCUCGGAGGCGAAGGUUCCCGUUUGGCCGGGAGAGGAGCGACUCCACUGGCUCCAGCUCUAUCUACUUCACAGCCACUUCCGGAACCACGCUCACCGAUGCUGAGAGCGAAGGGGGGUACACAACAGCCAAUGCGGAGUCUGACGACGAUCAGGACUCUGACAGGGAGCGUGAGGCCGGGGACGAUGAUGUGAGCUGUGAUCCCAUUAAGAUGGGAAGAAAGGACUCUCUCGACUUGGUCCGCGCCCUGGGCCCUGAGCCCAGUGCCCCUGAGCUUGGAGGCGACUCUGGCCAAGAUGUGCUGCCCCUCCUGCAGCAGGUGGACGCGCUGCACCAGGGCAGUGACCAGGACAAGCGGGAGGGCUUCCAGCUGCUGCUCAACAACAAGCUGGCGUAUGGAGGCCGGCAGGACUUUCUGUGGCGCCUGGCUCGAGCCUACAGUGACAUGUGUGAGCUCACUGAGGAGGUGACUGAGAAGAAGUCCUAUGCUCUAAAUGGAAAAGAAGAAGCAGAGGCUGCUCUGGAGAAGGGGGCCGAGAGUGCCGAAUGUCACCAGUGGUUUGCAGUGCUUUGUGGUCAGCUGGCUGAGCAUGAGGGCAUCCAGAGGCGCAUCCAGAGUGGCUUUAGCUUCAAGGAGCAUGUGGACAAAGCCAUUGCUCUCCAGCCAGGAAACCCCAUGGCUCACCUGCUUCUGGGCAGGUGGUGCUACCAGGUCUCUCACCUGAGCUGGCUAGAAAAAAAAACUGCUAAUGCCUUGUUUGAAAGUCCUCUCAGCGCCUCUGUGCAGGACGCCCUGCAGAGCUUCCUGAAGGUUGAAGAAUUACAGCCAGGAUUUUCCAAAGCAGGAAGAGUUUAUAUUUGUAAGUGCUACAGAGAACUAGGAAAAAGCUCUGAAGCGAGGCGGUGGAUGAAGAUGGCAUUGGAGCUGCCCAAUAUCACCAAUGAAGAUUCCGUUUUGCAGAAGGACCUGGAAGAAUUGGAAGUAAUUUUAGGGGAAUAAUCACAUUCCUUAAUCUUUAUAACUUGAAGGACACCACGGUUUACUUGAGGGGAAAAUCAAGAUGUUUUCUUUUGGUUUCUGGUCAGGCCUGCUUAUGCCAGGAAACUGAGCAAGACUGGUUUGGGGAGUGUCCUGGCUCACAGUCUGACUGAUACCUGCUACCAAUCUCCAAUUUCUUCCCUGUUAUCCUAUUAAUUUAUUUUAAUCCUUUAACUAAUCUGAAAUUGGGGAAGUGGCUGAGGUCUGUUUCUCUUCUCCCCCUUAAGUGAAUUCUUGAACAAUCAAGGCUAGCAUAGCACCUGCCAUAGGGUAGAGUGUGGGUGGAGCUGGAGGCUAGCUCGAGCUGAGAGGAUGAGCCAGUAACACACCACCUUUCAACUGCUGGUGAGGGAGCCACGGGAACAAAGCACAGAACAUAAUUAACUAAUCCUUUUCACUGACAAACAUUCACUAUCAGUUCAUCUAGUUCUAAAGUCACAGCCUACCUACCAGAGUGAAAGAAAGGGUCUGGGCAACCCAGACAUUGCCCUCUCUCCGACCGAUCGUGUGGAUGUUCAGCUGUAUUCCUGGGCCAGGGCCUGGGCCAUGUGGUUUCUAACGUCCUGGCAGUUUUUAGAGUGACAGCAGUAGCAAGGCUUUAUGAUACUGUGGAACAGUGGUCCAAAGAGUUGCCCAAAAUGUCUUAUGGUACAUACUUGAAAUAAAAACCAAAUCUGAUUAGAAA
Molecule: messenger RNA, 2222 nt
Organism: Echinops telfairi (small Madagascar hedgehog)
Lineage: Eukaryota; Metazoa; Chordata; Mammalia; Afrosoricida; Tenrecidae
Gene: RMDN3
Product: regulator of microtubule dynamics 3
Exons: 13
Coding region: 104-1498 (464 amino acids)
Cellular component (GO): cytoplasm; spindle microtubule; mitotic spindle pole
Molecular function (GO): microtubule binding
Source: RefSeq, a predicted model, not a curated record